Molecule: messenger RNA, 623 nt
Organism: Pollicipes pollicipes
Lineage: Eukaryota; Metazoa; Arthropoda; Thecostraca; Pollicipedomorpha; Pollicipedidae
Product: carboxyl-terminal PDZ ligand of neuronal nitric oxide synthase protein-like
Exons: 3
Coding region: 162-605 (147 amino acids)
Source: RefSeq, a predicted model, not a curated record
GGCACCUGCUGCUGGAGGCGCUCAGCGUGCCGGCCAGCCCGGUGGACGCGCGCCGCUCGGCCACCCUCUCGCCCGACGCGCUCUCCUGCGGGCCCGAGCUGACGCUCGAGUCCUCCCACCGGCUGACGGGCUCGUCCUCACUCUACCACCAGCUGCAGCUGAUGCGGGAGCGGCUGGUGCAGCAGCAGCAGCAGACGCAGGCGGCGCUGGCUCAGGUGCACCUGGUGCGGGAUCAGCUGCAGGCCGAGACGGCCGCCCGGCUGGAGGCGCAGGCGCGCGCACACCAGCUGCUGCUGCACAACCGCGAGCUGCUCGACCACGUGCAGCUGCUGGUCGGCGAGCUGCAGGUCAUCGAGGAGCGCGACGCCGUCCGGGACAAGGUGACGUGCGACGACGCCGCAUCGCCGGUGGCCAGCUCCACCAGUCUCAGCUCCGACGAGGCCAAACGGUCGCCGGCUGAGGAGGCGUCGGUGCGACUGCUCCGCGACUUGGAGCGGCUGAACAGCGCGCCGGCCGGCGCCACCCUGCCGCGCGCCUCCCGCGCCGGCAGCGAGCGCGCCGCGCACGCCGCCCGCCCGGCCGUCAACCGGCACGUCAGCAAGUAGGCUCGCGCGCGCGGGCCC